Molecule: messenger RNA, 1874 nt
Organism: Neohortaea acidophila
Lineage: Eukaryota; Fungi; Ascomycota; Dothideomycetes; Mycosphaerellales; Teratosphaeriaceae
Product: RNA polymerase II transcription factor SIII subunit A-domain-containing protein
Exons: 1
Coding region: 245-1612 (455 amino acids)
Biological process (GO): transcription elongation by RNA polymerase II
Cellular component (GO): elongin complex; nucleus
Source: RefSeq, a predicted model, not a curated record
CGCUAUUGUCCUGCUUUCGCUCGAGUCACCUAUUAAUAAAGCCCCGUCCCCCCCGAAAUCCCCUUUCUCUUCCUCCUCAUGUUCAGUUGUCAAGAUACUGCAAACCUCUGCAGUUUCGCACACUCCACAACUCCAACAUUCAGCCACCAAACCUCAAGCUCAAACACAAGCACACAUCCGCAACUUUCAACCCCCACGACCCCAGAAAACCGCCUGAAAGCACACUGACAGUCAGCUGCCCACCAUGGGAGCACCGUCACUACGCUCCCUGGCCCAGCGGGAAUGCAUCCGCAACAUCGACUCGGUGAAGAGCGUGGGCGACAUGGAAUACCGACUGGUAUUCCCCAUUCUCGACGCAAUCACCAAUCCCGACCAACUCCAAGAAAUCGAAGAAAACUCCCCCCACAUCGCUGAACAUGACGCCAUUCUCUGGAAGAAGUUCAUCAUGCGAGACAUCAUUGAGUGGAAGAAGAAGAAGUUCGAGCCGAAGAAUCCAACGAGCUGGGGCAAGGUGUACCGCAAGAUGCUCCGAGACCAGCAGAGGGAACACGACGAGCAGGACGAGCAGUUGCGCGCAAACAUGGCGGAGGCCUUUCAGAAAAAGGAGGAGAGCAGAGUCAAGUUCGUGCAGAGGGUGAUGCCGGAGCCGCAGAGACAAACCGCCUUCCUCGACGGCAAACCCAAUCCCAACGCUGGUAGAUGGGGCAUCUCUGUGCAGCCAGUGAAGAAGCCAACGUUGAAGAAUGCAAAAACUGGCGCCGACGUGAUGAGCGCGCUGAGAAAGCAGAGCUCGACGGCGGCGAAAUGGAAGAGCCCGAUUACGAACCCGCCAUUCAAGCGCACUCCCGUGCCGGCGCCCAAAUCCCUGGUCACCUCGACGCAAAAACCCGGGAAUCUCAAUCCGUCACGCACAACACCGAUGGCGCCGCAGACCAGGACCCUGGCCACCACCACCGCCACGAACACACCAACCACGGAGACCGACAGAUACAGCAAACCAUCGAGGUUACAAGAGUACCAACAAUCUCAAACGAGGAUGCGAGUACCCAAAGCUCGCCCGCUCAUGUAUCGCUUCACUGGAGGAGCGUCCGUCGCGCCAGAGAGGGCGCUCAAGGCAGCAUUCAGCAGAUUGGAUCGGGACGAGCAGAUGGCCAAAGAGAGCGGAGGACGGGUGAAGCCGCUCGUGACCACGUUCAGCACCCCAUCAGAGACGACUUUCUAUUCCAAUUCCAAGGGACCACGGACAGGCAGCUCGACACCGCCCGCGCAAACACCUGAGGCGCCUUUUACCUUCAAGGCUGGGGGUACGGGAGUGUCAACACCACCAGCACGAACACCGGACGCGACUUUCAAAUCCAAGACGGCAGCUACGGGCACUGCGACAGGACCAGCACAAUCGCCGGCACCAGCUCGUACCCCGGUAGCGACCGCGAAACCCAACACAGAGACGACAAGCACCAUCACACCGCCAGCACGCACGCCGUCCCCUGUCAAAACACCCGGAGACAGCCCGAAACCCGUCAUGCUCACUCCAGCACCGGUGGUGAGCAAGAAGCGAUCGCCGGCUCCCGUGUCGAUAUUCAUGCCAACGAAGAAGAGGAAGGUGAAGUGAGGAGGUCGGGUGAAGGACCGGACUGGGAUCAGAGGAGGACUCGGAAGCGCACCGCAAGGACUGGGAGGAUGGAGGAUGAGGAGGACUGUGGAAAUAGGCCUUGAGAAUGUUUCAAAUCUAAAGCGCUUCCCAACCCAUCGUAAACGCGUCAUCAUGAGCUCUCCCGUAUCGCUGUCAAGGCAGAAGCCACGGCGUCUUUCGCCUUGGUGAUGUCCUCGGGAGUGCUUUGAUCUCCUGGGCCUUUGUCUUGUUCCUGAAGGAC